AUGGCGCGCGGCGCGAGCGCGACGCGACGAAGAAGCGCGCGAUCGAGCGCGAAGGGGACGAAGGCGAUGGGUGAUUCGGAGGACGGACGCGGGGGGGGGUGCGAGACGGGCGCGGGAGAGGCGACGGAGACGUUUAACUUUACGCCGAUUAACGCGAUGCGAUCGCUGGAGAACGUGGAGCUGAGCGCGGAGCGCGAGGGAGGGAUGGGGAAGCGCGCGAGGCGGGCGUCGACGCCGGCGGCGAAGAAGGCGAAGGACGGGGAGAAUUUUGAUACCGCCGACGUGGAGGCGACGACGACGACGACGACGACGACGGAUAGCUUCACGUUUGCGAUGCAAGGGGAUAGGAGUGAGUCGAAGACGUUUUGGGCGACGCAGAGCGAACAGAAGCGGUUGGCGCCGUUGGCGCACACGAACGGCCUACCGCCGACGCCGGCGGUUUAUAACGCGGUGCCGUGGCCGAGCUCGAUCCCCCUUCGUGAAAAGUCACCACUUCGUGGUGUUCCGGCGAUGUACAGUAAUGCGUGUGUGACGCCGGACGGGCGCGAGUUUCAGGGACGCGUGCAGGGCGCGACGGUGUCUGCUCGAAUGUCACCGCUCGUCAUGGAACCUUUGGCGACGACACCCAAGGAACUUGCAGCGCAGUUGGUCGAAGUCAAGCGUGAGAUUGCAAAGCGACAAAGCGAAGCGGUCGAUGUCACACGCGCUUUGCGUCAACUUCAAAGCGAGGAAGCGGACCUGUACGCCAGAGCCGCGGCGAUUCAGCGACAGUUACUCGAGUGCACGAGCGACGAACAACCGUAUGACUUGAAUGUUACGGUACCGUCUAAAGGGGUGGCAAAAUUGAUAACUCUCGAAAACGAGAUACAUUCGAACGAAGAGACGCAGAGACGAGUCGUGCGCGAGGAAGGCUCGCCACUGAAUGAUCAGCAGCCGUCGACGUCUGAAAUCGCCGUAAACGCUAUGCAACCAUUUCAAAAGCUGGAUGUGCGAAAGUCAUUGAUUUCCCUCGAUUUUAUCGAUGGUCCGGGUGGCUUAUCACUUUUGACUGCAAGCGCUGACGACUGUCUCCGCUUGUGGGCACCCGACAGCCGAAAGCCAGCGGCACUCAUGCGCGCACCCAGGGGCAUGAGUGCGACGACGGUCAUGAACGAGCGCAUCGUUUGCGUGGGUACAGAUAUGGGACAAAUCGUGCAAAUGGAUCUCGCUACUGGCCAAAUUUUUGGUGCGCUUACGCAAGGCGAACACGCGGCACCGUGGAGCGUGAAGACGCUCACCAAGGUUGGCCGAGACGCGGAGCAACUCGUCGCCGCGGCGGGCUCGGGCGGCGACAUCAAGGUCUGGGACGCACGCAUCGCCAUGAAUGGCGGGGCUCCGAUGGUGAUGUACUCACAUGGUGCAUCCGAGAUUCGCGGGCUUUCGUUUUCAUCAGACGGUCGUACCGUCGUCGCCGCGGCCUCGAACGAUUUGCGCGUUUUUGACUUGCGCAUGAACGGGCGUUCUACGCGAAUGAACGUCGCGAGUGAUUCGCAACCCUCGUGGACGUCUGUCUUGCAUGAUGCAUCAACGAGUGAGAUCAUCACAACAUCUAGUGUAGGCGACGUAUAUGCGUGGUCUACCGCUGCGCCGUAUCCGUUGUCGCGAACCGUCGCCAAAGCGUGUGCGCCAAACUCUGGCGCCGCCAUCGCAACCGCGGGCGCCCUGCUCUGCGCUUCUGGCGCCGACGCGAGCGACGUGGACUUCGUUCGGCAUUCAUCCGGCGAAAUUGUCGCUCGCUGGUCUCCCGAAUCCACCGAACGCGCGUGCGUCACGUGUGUCGCCGUCAGCGACGUCGGCGCUCGAGCGCAGCCCUACGCCGCAGGUUCCUUCGCCGCAGGCACUGCCUCCGGCACCGUCGUCGUCUUUGCCUCGUCGUAAACAAGCAACCGAAGAAAG
This is a messenger RNA of Ostreococcus lucimarinus CCE9901, 1935 nucleotides long. RefSeq lists its product with no specific name. Gene Ontology annotation, molecular function: protein binding. NCBI's taxonomy places the organism in Eukaryota, Viridiplantae, Chlorophyta, Mamiellophyceae, Mamiellales, Bathycoccaceae. Bases 1 to 1917 code for a protein of 638 amino acids. The transcript has a single exon. The record is from RefSeq and is a predicted model, not a curated record.